Molecule: messenger RNA, 567 nt
Organism: Agrilus planipennis (emerald ash borer)
Lineage: Eukaryota; Metazoa; Arthropoda; Insecta; Coleoptera; Buprestidae
Exons: 3
Coding region: 79-510 (143 amino acids)
Source: RefSeq, a predicted model, not a curated record
UGACGUUUUUUAGUUUAAUCUAAUUUUUGUCAAAAACAUCUCAUUCUAAUAAAUUUAAUCGUUCAAUUAUAACUAGAAAUGGGAACCAGGGAUAAUAACGAGUUUAAGGACGCAAUUCGUGAUAUUGCAGUGCACGCACCAAAUCUUGCCAACCCCUACGAUAGAGUACGUUGUUCAGAAUGGGCAAGAAAAUUAGCAAGUAUACCAGACGAUAAAAUUGAAUUUAGCAAAUUAAGAAACGAAUAUGCACAAUUUUUGAGAAUACAAGUGCGAAAUAAUUUUCUCCAUGGCCCUUUCAUGAUUCCACCCCCUGAUACAAACUUGUGUCCUUUGGCAGAAUGUCUAGGAAAUAUGAUGGCCCAAAAGAUACCAUAUUUACCCAGAACGGGUCCAAUUGCUCCCAUGCUGCACCAUAGGUCUCCUGAUGGUAGAGCGUUUGUGUCAGCAAAACAAAUUCCAGGAGGUGGUGUCUUCUGUUAUAUGGCAGUUAGUCCCGAAGGUUUCGAUUAAAUUAAUUUGUGUCAAUUAAACUUAUUUUUUGAUUAGUUUUUUGGGGUUUUUCAAAAA